AUGAAUGGUUCCCUAUAUGAGGAUUCUGAUGAGGAGUACUACGAUUGCCAGACAGAAGCUCGCUUCUAUGCUGUAGCCUCUCCUAGAGACAAGGGUCACGGUGAAGUUUUCGUCGAUCCAAAACAGGCUUAUUUGAAACUACGUGGGAUUAAGGGUGCCAGACUUAAACUAUUUAACAAUCAUAUUGAUGCUAACAAGUAUGCAGAUACACCAGUUGACGAUGACAAGCUCGGCAAUCCAUAUCCUGCCUCACCCAAACCUGACAUUGAAAGUAGCCCGUAUCCUAAUGUUAGUCAGCAAACUUUGAUACGCUUCCGCUCUUUGAUCAGCAAUGGUGAUGUCCAAAGUGUUCAACGAAUGAUUGACGAAAACCCGAUGGUUUUAGUUACCUCAUGUGAUACUCCCACAAUAUUGCAAAUACGUUUUCGAUACAAUGCAUUACAUGUGAUUGCUUCAAAUGGCAAUGUAGCCUUACUACAUCUUCUAUUGAACUAUUUUGAUUCGGAUGCAUUUUGGGAACGUAUUUAUCCUAAUGUGAGUAAAGAAGCAUCUUAUUGGCGGCAACAGUACGUCUUAGAUUUAUACUUGAAUAGUCCUGAACUUGGAAAUUAUGAAACCCCUUUACAUUUUGCUAGUAAACAUGGAAACGUUGAGUGUGUUGCAGUUCUAGCACGUCAUCCGCUAACAAAAAUUAAUCCACUCAAUGGGGCAGGUCAAACACCAGCCGAUUUAGCUGCAAGCCGUUUGAUGAGUACGAAAGGAAAGUCUCAGUCUGAUGUAAACGGUUGCAAUGAGAUAGCUGAUAAAAUACGACAAAUUUUAGACGAAAGUUAUAUUGUUCUAGUAGAUGUAGAAACUUCCGGUUCGAGUAUAAUACAGACGAAAAUUUUACCACCUUUAGAUACACGUAAAUUUCAAGCCUUACUUAGUCAAUGUGGUAUCACGUUGAAUGCAUGUCGAACAUUUACCAGUAUAACUACAGUGAAACCAUAUCGAACAGCACAAAACAACAACCCGCCCUCGUCAUCAACAAAACAGCCUCCUGAUUUCUAUGAGAACAGUGCUAUUCAAAGACAAUCAAUCCUUGAUGAUGAAUAUGGCGGUCAACUGAUGAAACGACUACGAGGUUUUUCAGGACCAAUGCCAUCGAAUACAGCUGUUGAAUUACGAAAGAAAUGGAUUCAAUAUAACAUGCCCAAUGCUAUUGACUGUAAGCCUUUUUCACGUCUGCGCCUAAUUGAUGCUGAAAGAGGAUAUGAACGUCAAGGAAGAUAUCUGUCUCGUCUAUUCGGAACCCAAUGGUAUGAAUAUUGGGAAUUUCUAGAUGAUUUUAUUGAUUUAAACACUGAAAAGGGCUUGUCUACUUUAGAAGAUUAUUUAUCUAACCAUCAACUUUUGAAAAAUAAACGUUCUUCAACAUUGAACAAUUGUAAUGCGGAUGCUUUGAAUGCUAAUAAUAACGAAAAUUGUAAUGGAUCAAAUCAUUGCAAUGUCAUUGAUGAAAUCAAUUUUUCUCUAUCGCCUACAUCUACUCCACUUUUUAAUCAAAAUAAUAAUCAGGAUGAUGAUGAUGAUGAUGAUGUAUUCCCGUGUGAAGGAACACCAAUAAGGCGAUCAACAGCAUAUGUGAAUAAUACUACUGUUAAAUCAAAUAUUGAUUUAAACAAUGAACGUUGGUUAUCUUAUCGACAAAAAAGAGGAUGUAUACAUGAUUUAAAUGAUAGUUUAGAAGAAAGUACAGAUCAAUCAAAUUCAAGUAUUUUAUCACAUGGAGAAACAUCAGAUAGCGAUGAACCAAUACCCAAAAAAGUAACAGAAAGUCCUAUUAUUGGACUAUUGAAACGUUUAACAUUUCUAAGUCCACUGAAUUGGUUAAAAUCAACAUCCAAAGGAGUAGGACCAGGAGGCGAUGAAAACAGUCAAACAUCUUUAGAUCAAUCAAUUCCAUGUGAAAAUAACCCAUCUACAAACCGGGCACUUGUUAACAACACUACAACUUCUAAGCCUGGACUAACAACAACAACAAAUAAGCGUAGAAUAUCAGCAACAAGUAUCCAGCGUUCACAUUCUUCUACAGAUGAACCUGAAGUGAAAAAACCUUCCCUGAUGAAAAGGCUAAAAGAGAUUUAA
This is a messenger RNA of Trichobilharzia regenti, 2130 nucleotides long. NCBI's taxonomy places the organism in Eukaryota, Metazoa, Platyhelminthes, Trematoda, Strigeidida, Schistosomatidae. The record is from the annotation of a GenBank genome assembly.